Molecule: messenger RNA, 4853 nt
Organism: Scylla paramamosain (green mud crab)
Lineage: Eukaryota; Metazoa; Arthropoda; Malacostraca; Decapoda; Portunidae
Gene: muskelin
Product: muskelin-like
Exons: 16
Coding region: 165-2459 (764 amino acids)
Cellular component (GO): cytoplasm
Molecular function (GO): protein binding
Source: RefSeq, a predicted model, not a curated record
UGGUGACCUAGCUGAAAAAUUCUUGUGUUGUGGCGAGCCCGGAAGCAGGACAAAAAGAGCACGAGCAGAGUGGGGCAAGGUAAGACCGCGUGAGGCAGAGGUAGCGGCGCCGUUCGAGCAGCCCGCCCCGCCCCGCCACUCGCUGCCUCGCCACAACAACAACAAUGGCCGAGGCUCCGCCAGACGACUGUCGCCCCCUCAAAUACUCUAUCCACAAAUUCUCCACGUUCUCGUCCAAUUAUGUCCCAGAAUUAAAAUAUUUCAGAAACAUCCUGGAGGACAAGCCAAGCAAUCAGGGAUCUCGGUGGUCUUCAGACUCCAACAACCCCCCACAGUACCUCAUCCUGAAACUUGACAGACCAGCAAUACUCAGGACCAUAAAGUUUGGCAAGUAUGAAAAAACACACGUAUGCAACAUUAAGAAGUUUCGUGUCUAUGGGGGCUUGUCUGACGAAAACAUGAUCCUCUUACUGGAAAGUGGAUUAAAAAAUGAUACAGUUCCUGAAACAUUCCUUGUGAAGUACACAGUGGCAGGACACCAGUUUCCUGUUCGCUUUGUUAAAAUUGUUCCACUGCAGUCAUGGGGAUCCACAUUCAACUUUAGCAUCUGGCAUGUAGCUUUAGGCGGCUUUGAUGAAUGGACGAUGGUACAGAAGUGUAUUAAUUGGUACACAACGUAUCGGGAAAGAGAAGCUAUUCGACUCUGUUUGAAGCACUUCCGCCAACACAACUACACCGAAGCUUUUGAAUCUCUUGAAAAACGAACUCGUGUCACCCUAGAAGACCCAAGACUGACCAGGUUGCACAAAAUGCUUGUGGAUCAAGGGGACUUUGAUGGUUGUGAGCAGCUUAUUGGUGAGGCUGCUGAAGAGGGACUCUUCCAACAAUACAUUAGGCAGCAAGAAUACAAACCACAGUGGACCCCUAUCAUCCCCAAUCCUGGAGGCUCCUCAGGUCCCCCUCCCAGGCCUGGCAUGCGAGGUGGCCACCAGAUGUGCAUAGAUACCAAUACUCAGACCAUAUACUUAUUUGGUGGCUGGGAUGGCAUGCAGGACUUGAGUGACCUGUGGUCGUAUCACAUCUCCUCCCAGGAGUGGACGUGCAUCACUCGAGACACUCAUGCUGAGGGAGGUCCCAGUGCUCGCUCCUGCCACAAGAUGUGUCUGGACCCUGAACGUCGCCAGAUAUUCACUCUUGGUCGAUAUCUUGAUUCUGCAUUAAGAAUUCCUGAUAACCUAAAGAGUGACUUCUACAUGUAUGACAUAGAGAAUAACAAGUGGACGCAGGUAACAGAAGACACAGCCUCCCUCGGUGGUCCCAAGUUAAUUUUUGACCACCAGAUGGUGAUGGACGUUGAGAAGCGUAUCAUCUACGUCUUCGGGGGACGAGUCCUGACCCCCUCAAGAUGGGAGGGGUGCGUUGGGGGGCUGGGUUUAGAUGAGCUGCGUACCAAUAACUACACUCCCAGUGAGGCCAUCUUCUCAGGGCUGUAUGCAUACCAUGUGUCCACAAACACCUGGACCAAACUGAGAGAUGACUGCUCGGGCAACUCCACUGGCCCUCAGGACAUCAAGUCUCGCAUUGGUCAUUCAAUGUUAUUUCAUAGUGGAAGCCGGCAGCUAUUUAUUUUAGCAGGACAACGAAUAAAGGAAUACCUCACAGAUUUCUUCAUGUAUAACAUUGACACAGACACUGUCACCUACAUCAGUGAUGGCACCCGUAAAGACUCCUCGUCUGUGCCUGCUGCUGGCUUUACCCAGAAGGCCACUAUAGAUCCUCACCUGAAUCAAAUACAUGUCCUCUCGGGACUGAGCAAAGACAAAGAUAAGAGGGAUGAAAAUGUUCGCAACUCCUUUUGGGUUUAUGACAUUUCUCAAAAUAAAUGGUCAUGUAUAUAUCGUAAUGAACAGACGGGGGAGUCAUACUGGAGUAAAAUGCAACACGUAGAGCCCUGCCCUCGCUUUGCUCACCAGUUAGUCUAUGAUGAUGUCAAUAAGGUCCAUUAUCUGUUUGGUGGAAAUCCAGGCAAAGCCUCCUUGCCUAAGAUGAGGUUGGAUGAUUUUUGGUCCUUGCGCCUGUGUCGGCCGUCAACCCAGCAACUGUAUCAAACUUGUGUGCUUCUCAUCAGAAAACACAGGUUUAGUGAACUAGCACGGGAGAACUCUGUAAUGGCCCUGAAAUAUCUCCAGACCAGGCUUCAUAGUGCUGUUGAUCACAGUGAUCCUCAGCAAGUGCAGGAGUUUCAGGCUCUUGCCACAACACUCUUCCAGCCUCAAGAUGAUACGUCAGUUGGAUAUGUUCAGGCCUUUCCAGAUGACGACAGCAGCUCCACACCAACCACGACAGAUCUCGGUUGGAGGCACACGGCUCGGUCAAUGUUGUUUGAUCAAUUAACUCAGUUCUUUCCUGAACACAUGACUCAACCUAGAGGUAAUUUGGUAGACCUCAUACCUUAUUGAUAUAUGUAUACAUAUUUUUUUUUAGGCAAUACAAUGAGAUUUCUAUUGUUUAUGAUCCAACAAUAUAUUGUUUCUGAUACCUUCAUACACUAAAAACUGCAACCCUAAUGUCAUUUAUGUAUAAUUUUAAUCUUUUAACAAAUUAAUUUAAGACUGAAUUGUAAAGAUGAACAUAUUGACCUUAAAAUCCUUUCUCUCUGAAGAGUUAUGUAUUCAUAAUGAUGUCACAAGAGUUUUACGGGGAUGUUUGUAACAAACAUGAUAACUUCAUUAAUUGACUUUAUUAUUAUUUGAAUAUAAACCCAAAGGAAUCAUUAAGAAUAUUUACAGAGUGUAACUUCAUUAGUAAUCAUGUUUUUAUAACUGUGUUAUUAGGCAAUAUUUAUUAUGAAAUUCAGUCAUCAAAAAAUAGUGAUCUGAGAUCACAUAUUUUUGUUAACCAUUAUCUUUAAGAAACAUUUGCUGUUGCCAUUCCUCCUGCUGUUCAGCAUGUUUAUUUAUUGGGAAAAAAGUGCAUAUGUUUAAAUUAGUUUAAAACAAAGUCAUUAUGUUUAUUUCAAACAAGCAUCCUUCUCAUACACACUACUUACACACACACACACACACACACACACACACACACACACACACACACACACACACACACACACACACACACAAACUCAAUAGGCUUUAACCAUGUGAAAAGUAUUGACUUCUAUCCUUGCUUCUGAAUACAAUAUGGAAGUGUGCAAAGUUGUUACAGUCACUGUUCUCAGUAACACUCAACAUCGCAGACUGGUAACUUAAAUACUACAGAACUAACAAGCAUUCACCCUCACUCAAUAUGUGUGAAAGCAUUCCUCUAGUCUCAUUGUACAAUAUCUCUUCAAACCAAGGCAUCUUAUCUCAUGGUUACUUAGUACAGAAAGCUAUGAAUAUUUAGGGUCUUUUUAAUGAUCUUUAUUUAUAUUCUAACCUUAUUUAAAUGGAUUAUCAUAUAAAAAUGAUGUAAAUUAAUUUAUAUGUUCGUGCAUUUCUCAUUUGCUUAUAAGAAUAAAGAAAUUCUAAUUAGUAUUUUUCUGAUAGUUCUUUAUUGCAUCUUAUCACUUUUAAUAACACUUGAGGUUUCUUAUGAUAUAAAUAUGUACAGUUCUUGCUAUCCCUGCUUAAUUGACUUAUGCACAUUUCUGAAAAUUUAGGCAUUAUUAUGUGAACAUUUUGCAGCUUCAUAUCACAUUAUAUUUUGUUACUUUUAAAAAAAUCUUAAUUUAUCUGAUAAAAUUUGAAAUACAGUAAAAGGGAAGAUGUUUUUAGAUUGUAGAGUUCUGAAUGUUGAAGUUUUAUUUACAUAUAUAUGUAACUAACUUGACAGGAAUACAUCAGUGUAAGUUACAUAUAAGAAAAAUAAGUGACGUGUUUUUUUUAUUAUUAUUACUUUAUUAUUAUUAUCAUUAUUAUUAUUAUUAUUAUUUUAUUUAUUUGUUUAUUUAUUUAUUUAUUUUUUAUUACAUAAACUGCAUUUUUAGAACGUUACACUGAAAAUUGGUAUUAUUAGUAAUGGUACUAGAGAAGAAAAGAAACACUACAUAUUGAAUUGUUUGGGUAGCUUGAACAAGUCUUUUGAACUCUAUUUUCUAACAAAAAAAAAUGUAAUACAAAUGAUUGAUAGUAUUUCAAGUGACAUACAUACAUACAAAUAUCCAAAGGAGCAUGUAAUUUUCAACGGUGAAGAUAUUCAAUAAGAACUAUGAUACAGGUAUAGAUUUUCCUAUUUAAGUGUUUUGUAUACUGGUGUAUGCUUGAAGCAUUCUGGCUGUGACAUUUGGGGGAAGGAAAUUUAUUUUCUUAUUUACAUGAGACAUAGCUAUCAAUAUAUCAGUGGGUAAUGGAAACCUCGGUACUGAUAUUGUUGGGAAAUUCUCCUCUCUCUUUAGUGUAGGGAAAUAUUUAUCGGCUCAUUACUCGUAUACUUUGCUCUUCGCUUGUAAAUGUCAUCAGAUGCUCUACCUGUAAAAUUUACUUGACAAACUUCAUGUUUAAAGGGAACUGAUGAAUUGAGAGAAUAGAAAUAACUAGGUUUUGUUUCAUUAUAAAGUGAAUUUGAAAUUCAGGUUUUCAAAAAAAAAUUAAGAAAGUUUUCUGUUGGAUGUUCUUUAAGUAAAUUUAAUUUGUUAAACUCCAAUAUUCAAAUAUAAGCUUUUAUUUGUAAAUGAUAGGAAGAGAUGUUCCUGAAGAUUAUUUCAUACCUUUAUCUUAUUCCUUUUCUUUGCUUUCCCUCAGUAUCAGUGAUGUUUUACCUACCUGUAACAGUCAUAUAUACAUAUAAUUGUGUUGCUUUUAUAAGAAACAGAAGACCAGAUUUCAUUUAUUUGAAAAUGACUGGUCUAAUUAAUUUCAUAAACUUUAUGAUCA